Messenger RNA from Hemicordylus capensis (graceful crag lizard), 7838 nucleotides. It is a transcript of the gene HEXD, whose product is annotated as hexosaminidase D. The coding region runs from base 432 to 1850 and encodes 472 amino acids. Gene Ontology annotation, biological process: carbohydrate metabolic process. NCBI's taxonomy places the organism in Eukaryota, Metazoa, Chordata, Lepidosauria, Squamata, Cordylidae. Gene Ontology annotation, molecular function: hexosaminidase activity. The transcript has 13 exons. The record is from RefSeq and is a predicted model, not a curated record.
CCGGAGGGACAGAAUUGUACGAAUGAGAGGGGAAAACGGGGCUCGAACCAGAGCAAGAGACCCAAACGGGAGCUGAGGGCUGAGCAGUUUGUAUCCUAGAGACACGUCAUUAUUAUUAUUAUUAUGGUUUCUUAUGACUUGACUCGUUGUUGUUGCUCCACGUCUACUAGGAAGAGGUCACGUGUGUGGAAGCAUCUGCGAAGCUGUUGACUCCGGGCAGAGGCCUCUCGCUGGUGGUGUUUUGUUUCUGCCCGCUAUUAUUGUAGCAGGGGUGUUGAAAUCGCAAUCUCCCAGUAUGGAAACUGCAAGUGGCCGGAGCACUGGAUCAUGGUUUAGAAACCAAGUAACAGGUCAAUAGCCCCUUUCUAGGUACAGCACUUGGUUUUCCUGCUCGCAGUUGCCCUGCAGGGAACAUAGAAGAAAAGAAGGUGAUGGGUUCCUCUCCAUUUGAACUUCACCUGGUACACUUGGAUCUCAAGGGAGCACCACCAAAGGUCUCAUACUUAGCAGAGAUCUUCCCAUUGUUCCAUGUCCUGGGUGCAAAUGGCGUUCUGCUUGAAUAUGAAGAUAUGUUUCCUUACAUCGAGGAACUGAAGCCACUCCGAGCAAAUGAUGCAUACAGUCCCACUGAAAUUAAAGAGAUUUUAAACCUGGCAAAGUUGCAUCAGUUAGAAGUUAUCCCUCUUGUACAGACUUUUGGACACAUGGAGUUUGUCUUGAAGCACAAAGAAUUCAGUCACCUGCGGGAAGUGGCAUCGUUCCCCAAUAGUGUAAACCCACAUAAAGAGGAAUCAUUGAAGCUGGUCAGCUCAAUGAUCGAGCAAGUAAUAGCUCUGCAUGAUGAUCUUCGAUGGUUUCACAUUGGCUGCGAUGAGGUUUAUUACCUUGGUGAAGGGGAGGAGUCCAAAGAGUGGCUGCAGCAAGAGGAGAAUACCACUGAAAAGCUGUGCUUGGCUUACAUGAAAGCAGUGGCCAGUCAUGUGGUCUCAGCUCACCCCACUAUGAAGCCUAUUGUGUGGGAUGACAUGCUGAGGGGAAUGAGUGAAGAAACACUGAGAGCUUCUGGAAUAGCACAGCUUGUAGAGCUGAUGAUCUGGGACUACACUCCUGACUUCGAUGUAAACAGUAAAGCAAUUCUCAUAGAAAAAUACCAGAAGUGUAAUUUCUCCAAGCUGUGGUUUGCAAGCGCUUUUAAAGGGGCCACUGGAGUGAACCAGUGUCUGACACUUAUUGGACACCACCUUAAAAACCAUCAGCAGUGGUUGAAAGUGGCUGAGAGCAGUCCUGCUGGUAUCAUCCAAGGGAUCGCCCUGACUGGCUGGCAAAGGUAUGACCACUUUUCUGUUCUAUGUGAGCUUCUGCCUGUAGGAAUCCCAUCACUAGCUGUAUGUCUCCAGGCAUUAAAGAACGGUGGCUAUUCAGAAAAGGUGAAAGAAGAUGUUGAAACAUUUCUGGGACUUUCCAGUUUGGAAAUAGAAACUUUCAUGAGUGACAUUUCAGGGACAUUCCCAGGAAGUGAAAUCCUCUCAUUUGUGACCCAAAUUGCCUUCUACCUCAAACCCUCAGUAGAUGAACUUCUGGAAAACAACAGGUAUGUCACAGGUUGGUUCAGCCCCUACCACAGAAAGAGGAAGAAGAUCCAUCCUAUAAUGAUUCAUCACUUUCAGCCAGAUGCACUGAGACUUCUUGCUAAGUGGACUACUGCAAGUCAGGAGCUGCAAACAGCUAUGGAAAAAAUCUUCUAUACAGCUGCUGCAGAGGAAUGGAUGGAGGAAAAUGUGCAACCCAGCCUGCAAAGACUCCAAGAAACAGUGGAUGACUUAGACAGAGCAAUAGAGGCACUAUCAUAGCACUCGUAGACUGCUUUGCUUACUGAAAGCUCAGCAUUGUCCAGCUAGCACCAUGCAGCUGGAAGAGUAUAAUGUAAAUGGAGGAGAAGUUCUGGUGUCAAGCAAGGUUUGAUUGCACUGACAAGUUUGGAACUUGAUUUUAAGAUGAAAUCAAAAUCACCUUAAAAUUAAACUUGUGUCUAUCCCUUUCCUCUAAAAGCAUACCAGAAUAGUGUCCAUAUUGCCCAGUGCAGAAGUGAGGCUUCCUCAUAGUUGUACUACUAGAAUUGAUUACAGACUUUCCAAUUUCAAAACUUGUGCACAGACACUUUAUCCUCUAAAUAAAGCUAAAACAUUGCACAAUCCAAUUAUUUUUAUACUUUGAAUGUUCCCAGGGAGAUGUCAUGAAGACCCACUAAGUCAACAGAUGGAGCAGAAGCAAAGCCUGGCUAUUUAUUUAUCUAUCAUUUUUAUACUGCCUGGUAUGUACACCUCUAGGCAGUGUACAAAAUUUAAAACAGUUAAAGUUUCACAAAAUGAAGUUAAAAAAUCUCGAAAGAAAAACAAACAGUUUAAAAUUAAUUACAGUUAGAAGCCUGAGAAAACAGGAGCAUAUUGAGGGUCUUCCUAAAAGCAAACAGAGAAGGAGAUGCUCUUAUUUCAACAGAGCAUAUUCCAAAGCCCUGGGGCAGCCACAGAGAAGGCCUGGAGCCAAGUCACCACUAAACAAGCCAACGGCAACUGUAACCGGAUCUCUUCAGAAGAUCUUAAUAGGUGACAGGUUUCAUGACAAAGAAGGUGCUCUCAAAUACUCUGGACCCAAGCUUUUGAGGGCUUCAUAGAUAAUCACCAGCACUUUGUAUUUAUUUAUUUGAUUUUUAUACCGCCCUUCCGAAAUGGCUCAGGGCGGUUUACAAUUAAAACAGAAAACAUUAAAAACAGUUAAAACAGAGAUACAAAUAUAAAUACCAAUUUAAAACAACUUAAAAAACAAACUAUCAAAACAAUUAAAACCCUGAAAACCAGGUUAACAUUAAAAUAAUUAAAAACUGAUUAAAAACCCUGAAAGGCCAGGCCAAACAGAUGGGUUUUAAGGGCUCUCUUGAAGGUCAAUAAAGAAUCAAGAUUACAAAUUUCUGCUGGGAGUGCAUUCCACAGUCCAGGAGCAGCUACAGAGAAGGCCCGCUUCUGAGUCGUCACCAAACGAACCGGUGACAACUGGAGACGGACCUCCCCAGAUGACCUUAACGUGCGGUGGGGAUCAUACCGAAGAAGGCACUCUCUAAGAUAUCUUGGACCCAAGCCGUUCAGGGCUUUAAAGGUAAUAACCAGCACUUUGUAUUUUGCCUGGAAACAUAUUGGCAGGCAGUGUAGCUGUUUCAAAACAGGCCUCAUAUGGUCUCUCCGGGUUGCCCCAGAGACCAAUCUGGCUUCCACAUUCUGAACUAACUGAAGUUUCCGGACUACGUACAAAGGCAGCCCCACGUAGAGCGCGUUGCAAUAGUCAAGCCGGGAGGUUACCAGCUGAUGCACCACUGUUUUGAGGUCAUCCUCUUCGAGGAAUGGGCGCAGCUGUCGAAUUAGCCGGAGCUGAUAGAAAGCACUUCUGGCCAUGGCCUCCACCUGAGAUACCAGGGUGAAGCCUGGGUCCAGGAGUACUCCCAAGCUGCGCACCUGCUCCUUCUGGGGGAGUGUAACCCCAUACAGCAUAGGAAGAUCUAACUCACCCCUCAGAUUCUGAGCCCCCACAAUGAGCACCUCCUCUUGCUUGGAUUCAGCUUCAAUUUGUUCUCCCUCAUCCAGCCCAUUACUGCCUGUAGGCAGGCAUUUAGAGAAUGAGUGCCAUUACCUGAAGAUGAAAAGGAGAAGUAGAUUUGGGUGUCAUCAGCAUACUGAUAACACCCAGCACCAAACCUCCUGAUGACCUCACCCAGCGAUUUCAUGUAGAUGUUAAAAAGCAUUGGUGACAGAAUGGAGCCCUGAGGGACUCCAUAUAACAGCUCCCGUUUUGAGGAGCAAUUGUCACCAACCUCCACCAUCUGGAAUCUACCCGAGAGAUAGGAACGGAACCACUGCAAAGCAGUGCCCCCUAUCCCCAAUUCCCCCAGGCGAUCCAGAAGGAUACCAUGGUCGAUGGUAUCGAACGCCGCCAAGAGAUCCAGAAGAACCAGCAGAGUCACACUCCCUCUGUCGAUUCCCCGGUAAAGGUCAUCCAUCAGGCCAACCAAGGCUGUCUCAACUCCAUAGCCCGUUCUAAAGCCAGUUUGAAAUGGGUCUAGAUAAUCAGUUUCCUCCAAGACUGCCUGGAGCUGGUCAGCCACCACCCUCUCAAUCACCUUGCCCAACCAAGGGAGAUUGGAGAUCGGCCUGUAGCUGUCCAUCGCUAAGGGGUCCAGGGAAGGCUUCUUUAAGAGUGGUCUAAUCAUUGCCUCCUUCAGGCGGGGGGCACCCUACCCUCCCUCAGCGAUGCAUUCACGAUAUUAAUUAGGCCAUCUCCAACAAUCUCCCUGCUAGAUAGAAGCAGCCAAGUCAGGCAAGGAUCCAGAGAACAGGUGGUAGGCCGCACCGCCCCAAGCAGCUUGUCCACAUCCUCAGGAGUCACAGAUUGAAACUGAUCCAAUCUAAUACUGCAAGAAGGAAUGCUGGACACCUCCUCCAUAGACCUUGCAGAAAUAGUGGAGUCCAAGUCAGCCCGAAUACAGGAGAUCUUAUUCGCAAAGAACCCAUUAAAGGCAUCACAGCAGAGCAACCCCGGGGACUGAUUGGAAGUAGAAGGAGCAGAAACCAAACUCCUCACAACCCAGGAUAGCUGCACCGAGCGUGAACCUGCAGCUGCAAUGCACGCAGACCAGAAUCUCUUUUUCGCUGCGUGCUCUGCCACCGCAUAAGCCUUCAAAUGGGUCACAUGCUGAAUCCUGUCAGAUUCGAACAGAGUUCUCCUCCACUUGCGCUCUAGUCGCCUACCCAACCGCUUCAGCCCCCGCAGCUCCUCAGUAUAUCAAGGGGCCCUUUUUGCAGCAGGUCGGAAGGGACGCUUAGGAGCAAUCGUGUCUACUGCCCUGUUGAGUUCCCUGUUCCAGGUUCCCACCAGGGCAUCGACAGAAUCACCGGCCGCACCAACGUCAAAAUCCUCCAAAGCCUUUUGAAAUCCCACUGGGUCCAGCAGCCUUUUCGGACAGACCGUCCUAAUAGGUCCACCACCCCUGCAGGGGUGGAUUGCGGCUGUGAGACCAACCUUAACCAGGUAGUGGUCCGUCCAUGACAAUGGGGAAACCACUGGAUUCCCCACCCAUGGAACACCCCCCUGAUCCGAACAAAAGACCAAAUCGAGUGCAUGGCCGGCAACGUGAGUCGGUUCAGAAACUAGUUGAGAUAGGCCCAUAGUUGUCAUGGCUGCUAUGAACUCCUGAGCCGCACCAGACAAGCCAGCCCCAAAGUGGAUAUUGAAGUCCCCCAGCACCAAAAGUCUAGGAGACUCCAACACCAACUCCGCGACCAGCUCCGUCAGCUCAGUUCGGGAGUCAGUUGGGCAGCGGGGUGGACGGUACACCAACAGAAUCCCCAAUCUAUCCCUAGUUCCCAGCCUCAAAAAUAUGCACUCAAUAUAAGUCAGCUGUCUCACAGGGGCCCUGGUAAGGGAAAUGGUAUUCUUAUGGACCACAGCCACUCAACCCCCCCGCCCACUUCCCCUGGCCUGUUCCAUGACAGAAUAACCUGGUGGGAGAAGCUGAGCCCACACUGGACCACUCACCUCCCCCAACCAGGUCUCCGUUAUACAUGCCAGGUCAGCUCCCUCAUCCACGAUCAAAUCGUGGACAAUUUCAGUCUUAUUCUGAACUGACCUGGCAUUGCAAAGGAGCAAGGCCAGAUUCUGUGGGUUGUUGGAGCUGCUCCCCAAGGCCGAAGAGUUGACAGAACAGUUGGAAGUGGAAACAGUUACUAAAUUACUGACUUCCCUUCCCCUGUAACGGCCAGCUGCUCUGCCAGCGCCAAAUCUUCUAUUCCCCACCACUACAGUGAUAGCUGCCCCUGAACUGCUAGGCACACCCCCAGCACCAUCCCCCUCAAGAGAGCCCAAACACAUGUCUGCAAGAGGCCUGGCCCAACCCAAACCCCAGUCCCACCCCCGAAGGCCCGGCCCCAAAGGCAGGCCCCCUUUGGCAGCCAGCUUUGGCGGCUGCCUACAGGCGGCCUGACGGCCACGCCAACGGCUACGCCUAUGGCGAGCCUCCUUGCUUUUAAGCCUGCAAGCCCCAGAAGCCACUCCUCACACAAGCAGCUCCCAGGACAGGCGGCAGGUGAUGGAACUUCAGCAAUCUGGGAGGCUGGCAACCAGCCAGCUGGAACUUGGCUGUCGGCAGCAGGCUGCACUCCGUCUGAGCUGGAAUGUCCACAGGAGGCAAAGGGGCUAGAUGGUAGAACCCAGCAAGGCAGAUGGAAUAGCCCUGCUCCCCUGUUACCUUCCCACUUGCUUCAAGGCAAGCCAAUUUCACUCAAACAUAUCGGCAGCCAAUGCAGUUCUUUAAAAAUAGGUGUUAUGUGGUCCCUUAAGGUUGUACCAGAGCUUGUUGCCGCGUUCUGUACCAAUUGUAGUUUCCAGACUACGUACAAAGGCAGGCCCACAUAGAGUGCAUUACAGUAGUCAAGCCUGGAAGUUACUAGCAUAUGCAACACUGUUCUAAGGUAAUUUACCUCCAGAAAUGUGCGUAACUGAUAUAGCCAAAGCUAAUAAAAAGCACUCCUGGCCAUUACCUAAACCAGAGAGAGCUUUGGAUCCAGGAGCACUCCCAAGCUACAUACCUGAUCUUUCAGGGGGAGUGUAACCCCAUUGAGAACAGGCAGUUCUAAACCAUCUCUUGGGUCCUGACCCCCCACAGUUCCGCCAUCUUAUUUGGUAUGAAGUAUGUUAGUACCUCUGUCUUAUUUGGAUUCAACUUCAGUUUGUUAUCCCUCAUCCAGCCCAUUACCGCCUCCAGGCAGGCAUUUAAGGAAGUUAUGCCAUUUCCUGAUGAGGUUGAUAUGGAGAAAUAGAUCUGGGUGUCAUUAGCAUAUUGAUAACACCCUGCACCAAACUUCCUGAUGAUAUCUCCCAGCAGUUUAAAAGAGCAUUGGAGACAAUAUGGAGCCUUAUGGAACUCCAUACUUUAGUUCUUGCUUUACAGAACAGCAGUCAAGCAACACCAUCUGGAAGGAAUGAUGAGAGGUAGGAAUGGAAUCCACUGUAAAACAGUACCACCCAAUCCUACCCUCCUCAGGAGAUCCAGAAGGAUACCAUGGUCAAUAGUAUUGAAAGCCACCAAGAGAUCCAAAAGGAUCAGUAGAGUUACACUCCCUCUGUCAAUAGCCAAUUGGAGAUCAUCCAUCAGGCCAACCAAAGCAGUCUCAACCCACUCGAAAGCUGGUUUGAAAUGGGUCCCACUCGAAAGGCAGUUUGAAAGGAGUCUAGAUAAUCUGUAUCAUCCAAAACUGCCUGGAGCUGAGAGGCCACCACCUGCUCAAUCAACUUGCCCAACCAUGGAAGAUUAGAAACAGGUCUUUAAUUCGCUAACUCCGAUGGAUCCAAUGCAGGUUUCUUCAAAUAAGGUCUAAUCAUAGCCUCCUUAAUACGAGGUAUCCUGCCCUCCCUCAGAGAAGCACUUACAAUAUUUACCUGACCCUCUCUGAUAAUAUGAUUACAAGAUGAGAUAAGCCAAGUUGGGCAAGAGUCAAGAGAACAGGUUGUAGAAUGCACAGUCUGAAGCAGUUAAACUGUUUAAGAUCCCAAAUGUGGGGAAGACACUUCUGUGGCCUUCUGUGAAGGUUCUCAUUAGUGGCAAGUGGGGGAAGAGUCCUUUUGUGUUUGCAAAAUUCCAUACUGCUGAUGUCAAUAUGCUAUUGAAAGGAUACUUGAGUUUUCUCAACUAUUCUGCUCGGGUAUUGACUAUUUAUAACCUGGCUUUUGGAUGCAUCUCACAAUCACAGGUCAUUUUUGUUUCAGGGAUCAGUUUCCAUAAAAUGUUUUUUAAGCUA